GCUCCUACUUGGAAAGCUCCUGCUCUUGUUAACGGAGAGAUAAAGGACUUGAGCUCUGCAGACUACAACGGUAAAUUCCUUGUCUUGCUCUUUUAUCCUGCUGAUUUUACCUUUGUUUGCCCUACGGAAAUCAUUGCCUUUAGCGAUCGUAUCGAUGAAUUCAGAAAACUAGGUGCUGAAGUUGUUGGCGUUAGUGUAGAUAAUGUUCACUCACAUUUAGCAUGGACAAAUUUGCCUAGGAAGCAGGGCGGUUUAGGUUCCAUCAAUAUUCCUCUCGUAGUCUCUGAUAUAAAAAGACAAUUGGCCACUAGCUAUAAUGUUUUGACACCUGAUCGAACCGUAGCUCUCCGUGGAUUAUUUGUGAUUGAUCCAAAGGGUAAACUCCGUAUCUCCACCAUUCACGAUCUCCCAAUUGGACGCUCAGUAGAUGAAACUCUGAGAGUGAUAGAAGCAAUUCAAUUUACGGAUAAGUAUGGAGAAGUGUGCCCAGCAAAUUGGAAGAGUGGUGAAAAAGCUAUCAAACCUGACGCUGUCGGUUCCCAAGAAUAUUUCAAUGCGGCCAAUGAAUAA
Molecule: messenger RNA, 570 nt
Organism: Mycotypha africana
Lineage: Eukaryota; Fungi; Mucoromycota; Mucoromycetes; Mucorales; Mycotyphaceae
Product: thiol peroxiredoxin
Exons: 5
Biological process (GO): response to oxidative stress; cellular response to stress; hydrogen peroxide catabolic process
Cellular component (GO): cytosol
Molecular function (GO): thioredoxin peroxidase activity
Source: RefSeq, a predicted model, not a curated record